CCGAAUGGUAAAGACAUGGUUGCCAUCAUGUGUUUCACAGCUGAAAGCAAGUCAUGCAGGUUCUCUGACCGAGCAAACAUCUGGAUCUCAAGUCAUGAGAUACAAAGAACUACAAAUUUCAACCAAUCCACAUCGUUCACCACAUAUCGUUAUAAACCAUGCUUGCUGCUGAGCAAGCACUGCAUCGGACAGACAUCCUCCAGUGCGUUUCGUGUUUGUGUGCAAACGUGUGCAAUGUCUUACAAAGAGGGAAAAUUCACCAAUCUCAUCGACGAACCUGACAAUGAAUGCAGCAGUCCAGAGGUGCGAUAUUCAGUAUUUCAGAACCCAUUUAAAAGAACGCAGUUUUGCCAAGAUCCUUUCAAGGUGGCGACAGCAUGCCUGACUGCUUUCUGUCUCAUCUUACUCGUGAUCCUGGUGGCCACAAGUGUUUACAGAGGUAUACUUCUCCUUUCUCACUUACUUUGUUAUGAAUGUGUUUAUUUACAAGUGAGACAUUCAUCUGAUCAGGAUUCUCCGUCCAGUGCUGCUGAAUCGCACAUGCAGAAGGGCUCCGCUAACGUAACGGAUCUGACUGAAGAACUGCAGGCUGUGAAGAGAGAAAAGAGUGAACUGGAGAAAGAACUGACGCAGUUGAAGAACAAAAUCACUGAGCUUGAGGCAACCACUGCACCACAAACCACUCCAGCACCAACGAAGAAUCCCUGUCCUGAAGACUGGAAGCACUUUAACGGCAGCUGUUACUACGUCUCAGAAUACCGAAGGAGUUGGUCAGACAGUCAGACGAACUGCAAACGACAAGGAGGACACCUGGCCAUCAUCCUCACAGCUGAAGAACAGACGUUCAUAUGGAACCUGCUGCCCCGUGGAUACUGGAACUCUUACUGGUUUGGCAUAAGUGAUGAAAAAGUAGAAGAAGAGUGGUACUGGGUGGACGGAACUAAACUGGUUAAAAGUUUCUGGGAAGAUGGUGAGCCCAACAACCAUGGUAAUGAAGACUGUGGCUACAUUGUAAAAACAGAUGUUUUAAGCCGUGUGGCUACAAAAAGCUGGUAUGACGCGCCAUGCCACAUGUCCUUGCCCUGGAUCUGUGAGAAGCUGGUGUCCUCUUGAACUUUGCUCCUCAUCAUCAUCAUCUUCAUCAUCAUCAACAACAGACAUUCAUCGAUUGUUAGUAAUACAAGCUGUAAUGACAUUUCCAUAGCAUUUAGAAUGUCUGGUUUCUGGAUUUUUAAGUGUUUCAAACUUUAAAUGACUAACUGCAGUCAUGGGUUAAAAAAAAAAAAAAAGCAAUGAACUUUUUUAUUUUAAUCUGACACCAUAUGUGCAUUAAUCUACAUUUAGCUAUGAAUUUUAACACAUUUAGUAAAUUCAUUAACUGCUCAAAUUUUAUUAUUAAAAAAUCUAUUGAGGCUGAUUAAAACCUUUUUUAUGUUAAAAAUA
Cyprinus carpio (common carp) is the source of this 1443-nucleotide messenger RNA. Its product is annotated as C-type lectin domain family 17, member A-like. Lineage: Eukaryota; Metazoa; Chordata; Actinopteri; Cypriniformes; Cyprinidae. The transcript has 7 exons. The coding region runs from base 16 to 1113 and encodes 365 amino acids. The record is from RefSeq and is a predicted model, not a curated record.